Podarcis lilfordi (Lilford's wall lizard) is the source of this 11721-nucleotide messenger RNA. Lineage: Eukaryota; Metazoa; Chordata; Lepidosauria; Squamata; Lacertidae. The record is from the annotation of a GenBank genome assembly.
AGAAACGGCCAGCGGCAGCCUGGUGACUGGCUGGAUGCUGCGGGGGGAACCGGCGAUUUGAGAGCGGGGUUUUUUUUCCACCAGCAGGGGCUUAGCCAAGAGGCGCGCGGCAGCAGCCCGAGGCUGCCUCUCCCCGUGCGCCCCGUCCUGUCCUCGCUCGGCGUCGUUGGAUGCAGCCUCUGCAAGGCGGCAGUCCUCAGCGCGAUGGGGGUGGACCGGCGGCAGCGAGCCUCGGCGGCGCUCUCGCUCAGCUGCCUGUCGCUCACCUUCUCCAUCACCGCCUUCAGCAGCAGCUACUGGUGCGAAGGGACCCGCAAAGUGGCCAAGCCCAUGUGCAGCGAGCUCCGAGGGGGCACCCACUGCAUCCGCUUCAACACCUCCGGGGGUCCCAACGACAGCAACGUGGUCCAGUAUAUCUGGGAGACCGGAGACGACAAGUUCGUCGACCGGAAGUUUCACGCCGGCAUCUGGUACUCUUGCGAGGAGCUGCUCCUCGGAGACGGUGAGUGGCGGCCUCCCCGUCGGGGCAGCAGGGACUAGUGGUGAGCCGGGGGGGGCAGCUGGAGAGGAGGACCGUCUGGUUGGUCUCAAGGGCGAGGAGGCUCCUUCCCGAGGUGGGGCUGCGCCGGGAGGGGGAGAAUGGGGGUCUUGCAAUGACAUCCUGCGCGGCCACCGGCAAGUCACUUUGAACCUCACUUUUCCCAUCUGUAAAACGGGAACAAGAGCUUACGCGCCCUGGGGUAUUGGAGCGCAAACAAGCUAUGUUGCUUCUGAAGCACAAUUUGCUUUAAAAGAAAUGGCUACUAAUGAAGUGUGAUCGUCAAAGGCUUCUUUGUGGGUUAAUAGGGAGGAGACGAUCCAUUUUAGUGGUAUAGCAUUCUUUGUUGAGUUGUUAUCCCCCCCCCGGUCAUGUCACAUUUCUGUCUUAAGCUCGCUUAUCACAAUUCCCCUCCAAUUCCAAUGGGGUGGGAUGAGGGAUGACCCCCCCCCACACCGUCUGUCCCCUCCCCGCCAGCACUGGCUCAUAUAGGAAAGGUUACCCCAACAAUAUAACACAGACAGAGAUAUUUGGAGCCAAUAGUAGGAGGAACACGAUAUUUAAAGUGUGCAGGAGAAAUAGUUAAGCAGAACAUAUGUGUCAUUGACUCUGCUCCCUUUUAAAAAAAAAUCAGUGGAAAUAGGUUUUUAAAAGAAGUAGUAAUACUGUAAAUGAUUCUGUGAUAAAUAAUGGUAAACUCAUUAACACGCACACACUUGUAGUUAGUAGUAUUCUGGAGCAAAAGGGAGUCUUAAGACAUGACACAGAUAAAGGAGAAAACGUUUUACUUACUCAGAAGAGUUUCAGUGUGGAAAAUCAGUGCUGGUACAGCAGCAAAGGAUCGGCAUUGUGGCUUCUUGGCUGCGUUAGGAAAUCAAAAGUUUGCAACAGAGUGGGAAGAUAUAUUACUCCUAGUUAUUUUUUCCCCUAUGUAAAUAUAACUGCUGAUCCAGCUAAGUCUGUCUUGAUGAAAAACUGCCUCUUUAAACUCCACAUAACUCACCAAAACAUUACUAGAAGGAGCAUUUCACCAGAACUGCAUAUUGUCCUAGGGUGGAAUUAAACUUUACAAGUGCAAUGUGGGAUUUCCAACCCCAUGUGUUUUUUCUCAACUGCAGCAGUGAUGUUUCAGAGACCGAGACUAGUAGGGGAUGUUUAGCCCUAAUUCUCCCCUAAAAAUGACCCCCUCACCUGAUUCUUGUAAUCAUUUCUCCUGAGCAAGAGGUUAAGCUGAUUUGUGGGAAGAUGUCCAACCUUAUAGGGGUAUGGUUGUAUAAAUUUGAGUGAUAUCCCUUAUUUCCAAAAGAAAAGGAGGAGGAAGACUAUUUACAGGAAGCUUGUUUUUUGAAGUCUAAUGGUAAAAGCUAACAUAUUUGUUAGCUGUGUGCCAUUUUUUUAAUAGCACUUCCUCCAGCCACAGGAAGUCCACUCAGUUUACUUGUUCUCAUGAUGACAUCUUUCCUGUGGGAGAACAGAUUCUUUCCUGUGGGACAAUAACUUGAUUUGUUGCAUAGAAGCGAUAGUAAGCACCCUGUGCAUGCCAUCAAUCCCCCUUAGACAUCUGUCGAGAUGGCAUUUGUACAAUGACAUUCAUCUUCAGAAACACCACCAGUGUAAUCUUGUUUUUUGUUUAAUUUGCUUGAAAUGAUGAAGAGAACAGCAGCUCUUGACAGCUACUCCAGAAACCAAAUUGAGGCUUCAGAAAGAAGCAGGGGAGGGGAGUGGGGGGGAGAGGAAGAUGCAGAGAGGAAAAGUGAAGGAUUAUCUCCCGUACAUCCACACUGAGGCACCUUUAAUUUCCAAGGCAUCACUGUGCUGUUAUCAAGUCUUGCAUGUGGGCUUCCCAUAGGAAUCUAGUUGGCUGUUGUGAACUCAGGGUGCUGGGCUAGUUGGAACUUUGGCCAGAUCCAGCAGGGCCCUUCUGUGUUCACAGGACAAUAUAUAAAAACCUGCUGUAUUUAUUUUGAGAUUCUGUGUUGCACACCUGUGUUUAGAGUGUAUGAGGAGUGGCUGGUGGUUUUAGAUAAAAUGGGCUAUUCAAGAGACAAACCCUUCUCUCUCCCUCUUCCUCCCAGGUGAAUGUGUGCACAGCAUUUUGUGGGUUGUUAUGCUUUCCUGAGCCUCUCUUUCAUCUUCCUAUAUGGGGAAAGAACCAAAGCACAAUGCGUGCUCCCCAUGGAGACUGGACUGUGUGUUUGUUGUUUAGUCGUUUAGUCAUGUCCGACUCUUCGUGACCCCAUGGACCAGAGCAUGCCAGGCACUCCUGUCUUCCACUGCCUCCCUCAGUUUGGUCAAACUCAUGCUGGUGGCUUCGAGAACACUGUCCAACCAUCUCGUCCUCUGUCGUCCCCUUCUCCUUGUGCCCUCAAUCUUUCCCAACAUCAGGGUCUUUUCCAGGGAGUCUUCUCCUCUCAUGAGGUGGCCAAAGUAUCGGAGCCUCAGCUUCAAGAUCUGUCCUUCCAGUGAGCACUCAGGGCUGAUUUCCUUAAGAAAGGAUAGGUUUGAUCUUCUUUCAGUCCAUGGGACUCUCAAGAGUAAGAUCAGCCAAUUAGCUGAACAGGGCUGCUUGUGUCCAUCAGUGAACUCCCAUUCCUACCAAAAGGGUCGUGCAUCACAGAGAAGCACCCAGGAAAGCAUUCUCCAGUCUUCCACCCCAAACCAACAAGAAAGUCAAAGACACCCCUCUCUCCAGUGAAAUCCCCAUUGUCAUGAUUCAAACAGAAGAUGGCUUAUUCAGUAGAGCAUGAGACUCUUUAUACCAGGGUCACUGGGCAAAAGAUUCCUAUGUUAAAUGACUCUUCUGGUCCCCUUCCAAUGCUACAAUUCUAUAAUUCCUGUUUUCUUCCUCGGCACCAUCCUCUUGCUUCAUUCUCCCUUAAUUAAUAGUUGUUGUUAAAUAAGUGUCCCCCAUGACACUCUUAGUUUGUAAUUCUGUACCCAAGAGAAACCCCAGCUGAAGUCAAUGGGGCUUUCUUCUGAGAGUCCACAUGCUUUUAGCUUCUCCUAGUAGUUUUAGUGGGGAGGAGAAUGAAAGACAGAAGGGAGGUCAACUGGAAAACCUGGACAAAACAUUAUUACCUUCAAAAGGAGAAAUGGAUUGGGGAGAGAAACAAUGAUUAACUCUACCUUGGAUAUUACAGCAAAGCUGUGGGAUAAGAGUUGGAUUCAGCUGAGCAACAAUAGAUCCUCUUGAAUUAGCACUAUCUUUUUCCUGAGGAUACCUGUGGUUCAGAUACAUGUUUUCGCCUGAUGAUGGAAAUAUGUUUUUUAUUGUUCCGUGAAUGGGUUUGGAUGUGAUGUGUAAGUUGAUGGCAUUUUCAGUAGCAUUCUGCCUAAAAAUUAUGAGGGUCCAUGCUUAAGACCCAUGUUUUUCUGCCAUGGCAAUGCUGGGAAGCAUAAGGUCCAUGAUAUUUUACAGUAUGAUCUGUGAAUUUUGCAGUGCGAUCUGUAGCCAUAGACGUGAUCUGUGAUUUAAUGAUUCAGAUGAGUGGUCCCUUGUAAAAAUAAUGGAAAUUCAAGGGGAUCUUUUUUGUUUUGUUUUUGUUUAGUAGAGCCAAUGUUAUGGACAGCUGUGCACAUAUAAUGUGGAUGUACUUUUUGCAGAAAAAUUAAAACCAAACAAUCCACGCAGCUUUAUUCACAGCUGUGCUGCUGAGUACGUGCACACUUAAAAAUAACACACGCAAAAUGAAGUGGCUGACCAUUCAGCCUCAACAGCAAAGAUCAGGAAAUGUAGAACAAUUUCUUUAUUUUUAUCCACAGAGCCGCUCCCCCUACCUGAGGUGAAGGUGGAAGUUGCCAGAACCAAUUCAGCCACUCCCACCAGCCAAGAAUUAAGUCAUGUAUGCGUUGCUGGCUUAAAACACAGUGAGGCUGUUUUCUCUCUCACUGUGUUUCAGAUUGAACUGCAUGCUGCUAUACAUAUUGGCAUAGUUUGAUGUGUAUUGAAACCUCUUGCUCCAUGUACACACCAGUGGGUGGAGACAGGGCAGGGAUAUCUUAACCCAAUGCACAUUACCAAUAUUUGCCAACAUUACUAGGGUUGGCAAAAAUGUGUAGUCCUCUCCCCCACCUUUGUUUUUAGUCUGAUUUGUGCUAUUAUAAACUUCCGUCGCUGGUUUUAAGUAGCACUGUUCUCUGUGUGCAUAGCUUUAGAGUUGCCCUCUAUUUCUCAGUGUUUUGCACUGAAACUUAUCUAAAAUGUGCUCGAAAUGUUGCUGUGCUUUGGCAACCAUUUUGGGUGGCGCAUGGAUCCUAGCAGAUCCCCAGCUUUGCUGACCUUUGUCACCAGCUCUGCUUCCAGUGAAUUUUUCUAUUUAAGAACUCAGGCCAAUUCCAAACAACCUUCUGGCAUGUAACGCUUCCCCCAAACAAUCCUCAGAAAUGUAGUUUACCCCUCCCAGAGCCACAAUUCCAAACACCCUUCACAAACUACAGUUCCCAUGAUUAUUAUGUUAAAGUGGAACAAGAGUGCUUUAAAUGGAUGGUGUGGAUAUGACCUCACAUAAUUAUAGGUACUUCUUCAAGUAAGCCCUUUUUGUUUCUUUCCUGGGCUUUCAGCUAGACUUAAGUUUGGAUGCAUUUAUACAACACCUUCAAUCUAGAAGAUGUUUCACAUGAUGCUAGAAGUCAAGGUGCCCUGAGAAGCUUACUGCCUAAGCAUUAACAGUGACAGUGAUGGGGUGGGAGGGGGAAAAUGUUCAGAGCCAUGUGUAGUGGUGGAGUUGAAUUCGGAAGGAUUAGAAUUGCCCAAAUUGUGUGGCGUGCCACUUGCACGAAUAAUUUGUCACAUGGUACUCUACCCACACUGUUCCAUUUCCAGCAUCCGCCUACGUGGGUAACUAACUGCACAAACUGGGCCAGUGCAAUGACACAAUCAUAGAGAUGGCCACCAAGAGAGAACUCCUCAGAGGGAUAAAUGGGCAAAAUAUGACUGACACAUGGGCCGGAGUUUUAGCAGGAGGGGAAAGCGGAACUCAGAAAUUCUGGUGGGAAAUACAGCAAGAUUUGGCAACAGCCUGGCUUUGAAGUUAGAAGAGAAGGAAGGGGUGUAGAAGGAAGCAGAACUUGUCUCUGGCAGUCAGGUUUGGUAGGGAGUGUUGGGGAUCUAGGAUGGUAGUCAGAGACAAAACUAGACAUUUUGGGUUGGAAUAAGGCGAAGUGUUAGUGGUGAAAAAUAACAUUUGGGAAUCACUUGAAGUCAGGUCCAAAAGCAUUUAUAAGAACAUUUAGAGUGGAUAGAGCCCACUCAGGAUAGAGCCCUGCCUCUGCUUUGUUUUAUAGGCACAAAGUGGGAUGCCUGUUCUUUUAAUUCCCCCCCCCCCCCGGGGUGGGAUUGCAUUCCAAAUAACACUGCAGCAUUUUAGCUCAGCGCGCUGGCUUCCCCUACCAUCUGCUUACAGCUCCCUUCUUGUUGCUUGUGGGAGGCUGUGUUCCUAUAAGCCUUGGGAAGGUGGGAAGGCUAAGCUGGCUGAUGAGAUGCUCAGGUUUUUCCCCCCUUCCAAACUAUAAUUUGAAAGUGUACAUUUUAUAUGCCUUAUAGGUGAGAAAUGUAGAAGUUUUAUCAGCCUGACACCCCCGGCGGAUCGAGGUAAUUAUAUGCUGUCACUAAUUCAAGUUUCUGCUCUUUCUAUCUUUAUGUUCGGUGUUCUGAGUCAUGGGAAACACAACCCUAGAAUAAAUAUAUCCCCGUUUCUAUGGGACAAACAGUGGCUCAAAUCCACGUAUUCUGAAUGUUUGCCAAAUUUGGUAUCUGCGCGUAUUUGUGGUGGGAUUAUUUAUUCUAGCUCUAGUGCAUAUUACCUUGGAUAAUUCCCAAAGAAACCCGAACUCAGUUUAGAAGCUGAAACCCAAGGUGUUUGAAAAGGUUUAGGAAAUGGUGGCAUCCUCCGCAGGGUGGUGGGGAAUAGUUUUGGGAAAGCUAGCACCUUUUGCUUCCAUUCAUCCUUCUGGAAAAUGACUCUAGCUGUGUGCAUACUCCUGUCUUCUCUGUGUCCAGUACGCUCCCACUGCUGGUUUUGAAAGAGAUAUACACACAACAUUAGCCACAAUCCUUGUUUAUCCUGUGCCUAUCCUGUCGUUUCUUAGGAAAUGCUAUGCUUGGAUCUGUUUUUCUCCAAACCAGCUUCAAUCCGAAGUGAGAAAAAGAGCAACCCCACUCUAUUUUAAGCAGGGACUGUGUAAGCAGCCUCUGUCUUGGACAAGAAGUUGUGUCUCCAGGCUGAGUUUAAAGCAGCCAAAUUUUGUAGGCAUGGGGAUUUCAGCAAGAGGAGCUGGCAUGACAAACUACACCUGUUGAAAUUCUUUCUUUUGCAGAUCUGGCUCACUUGGCUAAGGGAAUCUACAGUGGGGGACGGGGGGUGGACCUGGCUGCUCCCCAUAGCCUUCCUCAAGUUAGUGUACAGCUCAGGAGACUGAGGCUGUGUACACAUUACCAGCUAAGUAAAGUGCAGCUAGGUCCUUCUUUUUCUCUAUUCAGAUUGAAGCUUGUUUUUUGGGGGGGGGGAACUCAUCAAAACACAGCAUUUCAUAAGAAACGACAGGAUAGAUACGAAUUGUAUCUAAUGUAACAUGAUUUCCAAGGUGGUAGUGAGAGCACCCUGGAUGAAGAGUAACCAGGAGAGUGUGUGCAGCUGGAUGUGAUUUGUUCUCAUACUGUAUUGUGAUGUCGUUGGCUAUAACCAAUAAAAUUUGUUGAUUGGUUGCUUGCAGCUAGACUUCCUGCUUAAGGUAGGUUGGGAUGCAAAUAGAGGAUCUGACAUACUCAGCCCCACUAGGUUCAUAAUGCAGCUGUAACUGUACUGGAGUAAGUUGCUCUGUUCCAUUGCACAUAUCCUGGCACAUACCUAUGGACUGGGGUUUAAGGAUUCAAGAUGAACUUCUCCUGCACCAUCUGUGAAAACUCAGUGAUAACCAGCUCCAAUAAAAAGCAGUUGAAGCCACAAUAAAGGGCAGGGCUGCAACUGUUUUAACUUUAUGUGCAUAUAAAGUAAAGGUAAAGGGACCCCUGACCAUUAGGUCCAGUCGUGACCGACUCUGGGGUUGCGGCACUCAUUUCGCUUUAUUGGCCAAGGGAGCCGGUGUACAGCUUCCGGGUCAUGUGGCCAGCAUGACUAAGCUGCUUCUGGCGAACCAGAGCAGUGCACGGAAACGCCUUUUACCUUCCCUCCGGAGCGGUACCUAUUUAUCUACUUGCACUUUGACGUGCUUUUGAACUGCUAGGUUGGCAGGAGCAGGGACCGAACAAUGGGAGCUCACCCCGUCACAGGGAUUUGAACCGCUGACCUUCUGAUUGGCAAGUCCUAGGCUCUGUGGUUUAACCCACAGCGCCACCCAUGUCCCUUUUAUGUGCAUAUAUUGACAGCUUAAUGGAUACAGAAUGGGGGGGGAGGUCUUGGGGCAUGUAGGAUUCUCAGAGCUGCUGACCUUUGUUGUUCCAGGGGUCCUGUGGCUCUCCAUUGCGGCAGAGCUCCUCUACAUUGCUUUGCUUCUGAUGGGCGUCGCUCUCAUGUUGAUUGAAAUUUGCUAUUCCAUCAGCAUGCUAGAUGGGCUGAAGCUCAAUGCGUUUGCUGCGAUCUUCACCGUCCUGGCAGGUAUUUUAUUAUUACUUAUUAAAUUUAUAUAAGCAGCCUUCCUCCUGAAGAAGCCCACCUCUGUCAUUGAAAACAUCAACAACAGUAUACAAUCAAAACUCUUAAAAACAGUUCAAAAACAACCCUCUAAAGAUCGGUUUAGAACUUCUAAGUAAAAAUCACUGAAUGUCACAGCUAAUAAUUUCAGGGAUGCUAGGAACAGAUCUUUCAGCCAGAGUAAAUAAGAACGUUUUUAGAUUCUUCCUAAAAGUUAAUGAUGAAGUAGGCAGAUGCACCUGAGACCUUGGAGAGCUGCUGCCAGUCAGAGGAGACAAAACUAGGCUAAAUGGGUGACUAGUCGAAAUGGUGUGAGGCAGCUGCCUGUGUCAAAAUCUAAGUAUGUCACUAAGUAUCUAAGACAUCUAAGUAUGUCACUUCCUGGAAUAUGCCCCAAGCAGCAGCUGCGACUUUGGGCUUGAAUUCUGCAAUCCUUAUGGUCCACUUCUCAUGGUGUCCUUCAGUUUGUGCAAUGGCCUCAUACCAAAUAAAUCCAGUUGGGUGGAUUAGUUGUGUGCCCCUCACCUGCCUCCAUAUGAGAGGGGCUUUAUCUUUAUCUUCCUUAUUCAGUCAAGUAUGAACCAUCAGGAGCUAAGCCUUUUCAGGCAGACAGGCUUAAGGUCUGAAGAAAAAGGUGAAGCCUCAACAUUAUUUGUCACAAAUCUCUAACUAAUGACAACAGAAUUCAUUUGGUAUUGAGCAGCUGAAGAGAUUACUGCCUUUGAGAUGUUCUGUCAACCUCCCCCCUCCCCCCCCCCCGGAAUUUCACCUAGUGCUUCUAUAAGCCUGGGUAUACAUUUGAGUUUUAAAAAUGUUUUUAGAUGCUCUUGAUUGCAUUUGUUUAAUUUUUAUUGCAUGGUGUGUAUUUUUUAACUGUUUGCUGUUUGUUCCCUUGGGCUGCUUUGGGAGGGGAGAGGAGGAAAUCAACCUGAUGGAUCUGCAAAUGUGAAUUAAAAAGAGGUUCCUGCUAACAAAGCAUUGUGAAAUAUUUCAGGUCUCCUGGGAAUGGUGGCUCACAUGAUGUAUACAACUGUAUUUCAAAUGACCGUCAAUCUUGGUCCAGAGGACUGGCGCCCACAGACCUGGGAUUAUGGCUGGUCCUACUGGUAAGCUGGGGGGGGCAAUGGGGGAAAACAUAACAACAAAUGGAUGAACAUGGCCCGCUAAUCAUUCUGAUUGUUUGGUUAAAUCCGGGGCUAGUUGUGCAAAAGAGAAAAGAAAAGGGCCUCCACACAUUUGCUUUUCAAGUACCAAAUAAAUAUGGAACAAGCUAAAAGAAGUAGUUGUGUAGAAAGAGCCAAGUAUCAUGAGGAAACUGUCUAGUCAGUUUCCUAGUCCAGACACCUAUGGUUUCCUUUCUGCUUAGUCGAUGAGGCGUUAGUGACCAGGGAAGCACAGAAGAAAACGACCGCUGCAGUCCUCCAGAUGAGAGAGCCUAUGAAAUCUUCUCCAGUUUGUAAAGAGGCAGCACACAAUAGAGUUUGCCACAGGCCUGGGAAGGUUUCAAACUUCCAAUGGUAUCCCAAAGUACCUUGGGCCAGUGUGAGUAUUUGCCUGUGCAGUCACUUUAGAGGAAGAGCGCAGCCAGUAAUAUAACUGGUUGGGAAUCACCCAUGUGACCAGCGCAGAAAGCAUUGCCCUUAGUUCAGCUUGCAUUCGGAUUGACUAUGUAGCAGAAAAUAGCCACAUCCAUUGUGUAUUCUCUGAUUAAGUGGGAUCCUGCAGUGGAUUAGAAAGAAGCUCUAAACGAUAGAAAUGGCAGCAAAGGAAAUGGCAUUAAAAAAACUGACACUAUGGAGGGGUAGAGGUGUCUGUGGACAGGAGUUGCAGGUUCAGCCUCCCUUCUCAGAAGCAUAUCUUUCACAUUGAAAUGUUGAUGGGUGGACUAGAAAGUAUUAACUACAAAAGCAUAAUUAAUGCAGUACUUUUGCAUGGUCCUUGGGAAAGGGCUCAGUGGUAGAGCAUCUGCUUUGCAUGCAGAAGGUCUCAGGUUCAAUCUUCGGCAUUUUCAGCUAGGUCAGGGCUAGACUCCCUGCCUGAAACCAUGGAGAGCUGCUGCCAGUCAGUGUCCACCGUACUGAGCUGGCCUAGAUAGACCCAGUGUGCUGACUCAGAAUAAGGCAGCUUCCUGUGUCUGCUCUUUUGAAAAUGCUCACCAUACCCAGCAAAAAGUUGUGCACUGGUGGUGAUGUUUUUAAACGGAAGCUCCAUUUUCAGUCUACAGGCUGCACAAAAACAGUUAUGCAGCUACGUGUGUGUAGUGCAGAAGCACUUUUAAAAGCAAACAAGGUGUGCGAGUGUGUAUGGGCAUGUACACAUUACCAGCUUCAAACACGGGAAGGUUGUUUUUUCUCUGUGUUUCCAUUUGCAUGUCAUUGCACACACAAGUUGCCUACUGACUGUCCACAGCAGCAGAUGGAGGGGGGGCAUGGAAGUCUUCACAUGGCUUAUGUGUUUUCAAAUCAGAUAGAAACUGGUUUGGGGGAAAGCAUAUCAAAACAGAACAUUUCUCAGGAAGCUACAGGUGUGGGUUGUGGUUAACAUUGGGGCUUUACAAACCAGUGGUGGGAGCACUGCCAUUUUAUUCAUGAUCUUGUUGUUUUCUUGACAGUCUUGCCUGGGGCUCAUUUGCCUGCUGUAUGGCUUCCUCAGUGACCACAAUGAACAGAUACACAAAAACUAUUCUGGAAUUUAAGUAUAAACAGAAAAAACUGGAGAGAAGUUUAAAGGCUAAAUCCAAGUCUUCCGAUCCAGAAAAGGCUUGGACAAUGUACAUCAACACCAUCCACAGCACAACUGGGGACUUGAUGCAUCACCUGACAGACAUUCACAGUCCGACUACUCCUACAACAUUUGCAGAAUUAAAUAAUAUCCCCAUGGCACAUUGUGAAGAAUAUUGCUAAACAAUGUGACAGAGGGUUCCCCCCUCUUAUUUGCUUCCAUUUUUUCUUUUUUGGAAAUAACCAGUGUUUACUUGAUGCAUUCUUCUGUAUGUCAAGGAUUGAUGUUCUAACUGCAGGACAUUUUGGUGACUUGCCAAGAGAAGGCCAAGAAGAGAAACCUUCUUCCUUUUCCUUUUCAAUUUCCUUUGCUUCUGUCUUGAUUGAGAGUAACUUCCAGAAAGCACUAAAGUUCCACUGAUUUCAGUGUGGGCUGAUUUAAGCACAUGCUUAACAUUCCCCUUGAAAUCAUGCUCUAAAAUUGUAAGUUUGUACCUAGUGCAUUUUGAAUGUGUUGUUGUUGUUGUUGCUACACAAAGACCAACUUUUGUACUUUGUUGGAAUGUAAAUGGGGAAAUUGUUAAUGUGAUUGUUCAUAAGAACAAUGAAGAGUGAAGCUGAACUCUGCAGAGGGGUUUUCUUUUCCUUUUUUUUUUUUUUUUUGAGACAAACAUUUCUAUUUUAUCCGUUAAGUGGUUGUACCUCUUUGCUUUAAGAUGCCUUUAGGGGUUUUUGCAUACGCCUCUCUUGUUAGGACCAAGUUUGAUAAACUCUGAAAACAGUUUCACCUGGUAAACUCCCAUGCACUUUUUAAUAACAUCCUUCGAGACGCCUG